Molecule: messenger RNA, 1002 nt
Organism: Mycotypha africana
Lineage: Eukaryota; Fungi; Mucoromycota; Mucoromycetes; Mucorales; Mycotyphaceae
Product: NADP-dependent oxidoreductase domain-containing protein
Exons: 3
Coding region: 1-1002 (333 amino acids)
Biological process (GO): dehydro-D-arabinono-1,4-lactone biosynthetic process
Cellular component (GO): cytosol
Molecular function (GO): D-arabinose 1-dehydrogenase [NAD(P)+] activity
Source: RefSeq, a predicted model, not a curated record
AUGUCCCAGCUUGUUCCUCAAGAUAAAUUUGCACCUUCAGAAGUCUCUUUUGGUGCAGGUGCACUUUCAGGAUCUUACGAUGACUUCACCCAAAACGAUGCUGUCGAAGCUUAUAUGUUUCGGUUAGGCAUCAACUGUUUUGAUACAUCACCUUAUUAUGGACGUAGUGAAUAUGUCUUAGGAGACGCCUUACAAACAAUUUCUAAAGAGUUUCCUCGUCAACAUUACUAUAUUUCAACAAAGACAGGUCGAUUUGGUUAUACCACUAAAGAUUUUGACUUCAGUGCGAAAAAGACAUAUGAAAGUGUUGAGAAAAGUAUGAACCGACUUCACACAGAUUAUCUCGAUGUUGUUUAUUGUCACGAUGUAGAGUUUGUCCCUAUGGAGAACAUCGUUGGCCCUGGUGGGGCACUUGAAGCAUUGUUUAACCUGAAAGCACAAGGCAAAGUGAAAUACGUCGGCAUUUCGGGAUACCCAUUGGAUGUCUUGUUGAAAAUUGCGCAAUACCAAUUCGAACAGAAAAACCAACCUUUAGAUAUCAUUCUUUCUUAUUGUCAUUAUACCCUGCAGAAUACAAAAUUGGCCGAUUAUGCACCGAAACUACGCAAAGCAGGUGUAAAAUACAUCAUGAAUGCCUCUCCUUUGUGUAUGGCAUUGUUACGUGAAGGAAAGACACCAGAUUGGCAUCCUGCCCACAAAGAAUUAAGGGAAGCUGCUGAUAAAGCAGCCGUAGUCACCCGAGAACAAUAUGGACUUGCCAUUUCUGAUCUGGCUUCUCGAUUCUCAUUCCAAGGCAAGGAUGAAAUCGGUAUCAACUCAACCUUGAUUGGGCUAGCCAGGAAAUCUGAAGUGCAAGAUGCUUUACGGUGCUGGAGAGAUGGGAAAGAACGAAAAGAGAACUCAGAGAAGGAAAACCAGGCCUAUGCGCUUAUUUUUAAACUGUUGGAACCCUAUAAAAAUUACUCAUGGCAAAGUCCAACCACGAAAGAGCUAGCUCAAUGA